GAAAGUCCAGCUAAAGACAUGAUCAAAUGCCUCUGAUUUCACUUCCAAUGUGUCAUCAAAUGAAUGGCAAAGAUCCCAAUAUCUGAUUCCACCUCAGUUCCUUCUAGCACACCAAAAAUCCUCCAUUUCUGCCCAAGCUUCAAGCUUUUCCAUCACAUCUUUGAGACCCGGCUCUGAUCUCAUCUCAGCUUAAAAAGUUAUGCCAUGGAGGUCCUCCAUGCAGCAGCUAGCUUGACACCUCUCCCAGUUCUUUGCAAAACCAGGAGAGUCUCAUUCUCAUCACUCCCGGUUGCUUCCCUGCCCAAAAAUCCUAACUUUUCUGCUUUUGUCAAGACCCCACCAGCUCUUCAUGGGGGUCUAGUGCUUCUAUCUUCACUGCUUCCCGGUGGUUUAUCUAGAGCUUUGUCGUACGAGGAAGCACUCCAGCAGACUACAGGCUCCGAGUCGUUGGAUUUUAAUCCAAAUGGGGUCGUCGAUAGUGUUGGCAGAUUCGUGACCGAGAAUCCCACUGUUGCAACCGGUGGUGCGGUGGCUUUGGCAGUUCCAUUGAUCUUGUCUCAGCUGUUCAAGAAUUCAAAGCCAUGGGGAGUUGAAACCUCAAAGAGUGCUUAUGCCAAGCUAGGUGAGGACGCCACUGCUCAGUUGUUGGACAUAAGAGGAGCCAAGGAGUUUAGAGAAGCUGGCGGCCCUGAUAUAAGGGGCUUCGGGAAGAAGCCUGUGUCGAUUGCCUUUAAUGGUGAAGACAAGCCUGGGUUCUUCAAAAAGCUGGCUUUGAAAUUCAAGGAACCAGAAACUACCACCUUGUUUAUCAUGGACAAUCCUAGUGCUGUUAAAUUUGUGUUGAAAGCCAGAUUUGAUGGGAAUUCUGAGCUCGUUGCAGAAUUGGUCACUGCAAAUGGAUUCAAAGCUGCAUAUGCGAUAAAAGACGGCGCGGAAGGACCACAAGGAUGGAUGAAUAGUGGUCUUCCAUGGAUACCACCAAAGAAAGGUCUUGAUCUUAGUAACUUGACAGAAACUUUAAGUGGGGCCUUAGGGGACGGAUCGGAUGGCUUGUCUGUUACACUGGGGCUUGCUGCUGCUACUGGAUUAGGCUUAUUGGCAUUUUCAGAGAUAGAAACUGUUCUUCAACUUGUGGGCUCAGCUGCUAUUAUUCAGCUUCUAAGCAAGAAGCUCCUAUUUGCAGAGGAUCGAAAGCAAACUCUUAAACAAAUUGAUGAAUUCUUAAGCACGAAAGUGGCUCCUAAGGAACUUAUCGACGAUAUGAAGGAAAUCGGGGCGGCCCUUAUACCACCAACCACUACUAGCAAGGCUCUUCCAGCACCUACAGAGGCAAACCCGGAGCCAAAAGACGAAGUAUCGGCACAAUCCGUACCCGAAAUUAAUGCAGUACCGAAACCAGAAUCCAAGGCAGAUGGAAGCUCUGGAACUCCGAGACCACUCUCACCAUAUCCUUCAUACCCCGAUUUUAAGCCUCCUACGUCUCCUACCCCGUCACAGCCCUAGAGAUUCACGAUGUUAGUGAAGCCGGGGUGUUCAGCUUCUUCUGCAACCUAAGGAAAGCAAGUAAAUUGGUUGAUCGGUAAGUUUUCAAGCUAUGGAGUGAAUUGUGUGAUCCUCCCUCCUUAACAUGGAUUUGUAUAAUAGAAAAUAGAGUAGUCUGCCUCGAUCUUCUUGUUGCUGCCCUUCUUUUCUUAAUUAUUAGGUAACUUGUAGAUGUUGCUGUAUGAUUUAGCUUAAUUCCAUAGCUUCUCAUUUGACGUUUGA
Hibiscus syriacus is the source of this 1764-nucleotide messenger RNA. RefSeq names its product rhodanese-like domain-containing protein 4, chloroplastic. The transcript is spliced from 8 exons. NCBI's taxonomy places the organism in Eukaryota, Viridiplantae, Streptophyta, Magnoliopsida, Malvales, Malvaceae. The record is from RefSeq and is a predicted model, not a curated record. The coding region runs from base 205 to 1503 and encodes 432 amino acids.